Molecule: messenger RNA, 629 nt
Organism: Diatraea saccharalis (sugarcane borer)
Lineage: Eukaryota; Metazoa; Arthropoda; Insecta; Lepidoptera; Crambidae
Source: the annotation of a GenBank genome assembly
AUGUCAAAAACACCAGAUGCAGUCACACACUUUAACCCAAGAGAGUUGUCAACACCAAACAAGGACUUCCCAGGAGUGUCGAAAACAGUUUUCACUCAUGUGUCCCGUUUACAUGAAUUAUUGAAUGACUGGCGAAAAAUAAAAGAUAAGGGAGUGAAACUAUGUAGAGCUAUAUCUAGUUUAAAGUUGUUUGAAUGUGAAGAUGAUUAUUUUCCUCACCAGUUAAAACCAAUUAUGGAAAGUCUUGUUGAUGCUUUAGAAAGCUUGAAGGAUAUUGUUAAUGGUGUGACGAUAAUUGAUGGGCAGUUGCAAGCGUUAGCCAAGUUGCAGCAAACAGACGAACCGGUCAUACUUACUUGGACAGUCAAAAAAAUUUCUGAUACAGUUGGGAACAUAUCAGCAUCCAUACAAAAAGAGUAUGAACUGAAGAAAGUGGUAACAGAAAACGUAGCACAUUGCAGAGAUGAGAAACUAAUAGAUGUUUAUAUCAGUUCAUGGGAAUUGGAACCUUAUUUCGAACCUAAUGCUUACCUAUUUGCGGAAAUAGGUCUUCCUACUAUUAUUUAAAAUAAAAAGUUUUAUUAAUAAUGAAUUUCUAUCGUUUUAUUCACACAUGAUCACAUCAUAUU